This is a messenger RNA of Staurois parvus, 295 nucleotides long. The record is from the annotation of a GenBank genome assembly. NCBI's taxonomy places the organism in Eukaryota, Metazoa, Chordata, Amphibia, Anura, Ranidae.
CGCUGAUCAGAGGGAAAUGCAAGUUCUCGGCUGCACUUUCCUUACGCUGUCAGAUCGUGAGGAAAGUACUGCCGACAACCGGCAGUUGUCAGAGCAGGGAUCGGCACCGAUCAUCAGGGCACUGAUGAUCAGUGCCCUGAUGAUCGGUGCCCUGCACUGCUGCCCACCAGUGCAGCCCAGCAGUGCUGCCAGUCAGUGCCACCAUCAGUGCCGCCAGUCAGUGCCCAGCAGUGAUGCCAGUCAGUGCCGUCUAUCAGUACCCAUCAUCAGUGUCACCUAUCAGUGCCACCUAUCA